Molecule: messenger RNA, 1635 nt
Organism: Aspergillus aculeatus ATCC 16872
Lineage: Eukaryota; Fungi; Ascomycota; Eurotiomycetes; Eurotiales; Aspergillaceae
Exons: 3
Coding region: 1-1635 (544 amino acids)
Source: RefSeq, a predicted model, not a curated record
AUGAACUACUGUGCCGAGCUACCCUCAAGAAGCAGCCCCAGCACGCUCAACCUCACCAUCACGCCUCACUUCACCACCGCCGCAGAAGCCGACCGACUAUCCGUGCAACUCACCCUCCAAGCCCCGCACUGCGCGGCCCACCACCCGCUCUUCCUCUUCGAGACCUACUACGGCAACGUCCCCGCCCACCCAUACACCGAGCGCGACAUCACAGCACCAGGAAUGGCGCGUCGACCGCGACACGGUGGGCGACGUGCAGCUGCGAUUCGGCGUCGCCCCGCGGCCCGUGGACAUCACGACGCCCGUCGGCCCGCGGGUCGACCUCCGCCGCGACCAGGCGGGUUGAUCGGCAACGGGCGCUGGUUCCUGCCUCGCCCCGCGGCCGACGACCGGGUCUACCGGCAUGUCGUGGCGUGGGACCUCUCGCACGCGCCGGCGGCUGCGCAGCCCACCCGCGCCGUCUGGUCGUUCGGGGAGGGUCCGGACCCCGUGGUGAAGAUCGGCCCGCCGACCGUCCUCGUCGAUUCGGUGUACAUGGUCGGACCGAUCCGGAGUGAUCCAUGCCGCGGCUGUGGCGGCGUUGUUGCUGCUCCGCGCGCGCAGAUCUUCUGGUUCGGCCAGCUCCCGGAGAACCUGCGGCGGCUCAAUGCGUACAGCGUCCUGCUGUAUCCGAAAUUGGCCGUGUUCUUCCGGGACUCCAAUGCGACAUCGUACCACAUCUUCAUCCGACGGGUGCUUCGCGGGUUCGGGGGCCACGGCUGCCAGCAGAGUUAUGUUUUGGAGUACGAUGAGUCGAGCCGGAACGAGACGGAGGAGGAGCUGGUGGCGCUGUUCUCGCACGAGAUGAUUCACAGCUUUGUGAUGAUGGGGCCGAAGGCGGAUGGCGCAAUGCUCACGGGUGCGGUGUUAGGGCUCGCGCAGCUCUACUCCGCCUACCUCCCCUAUCGCUUCGGCCUCCGCGGGGCGGACUAUCUUCGCAAUCGUGUCAAUGCAUACCUGAGUGCAUACGGGACCAGUCCGCGCAUCGGCAUGGAUGCGCGCGACUCGCAGACGGAGUUCUAUGACGAUUGGUAUGCGGAGCUGAUCCCGUAUAUGCGGGGCUGCGCCUAUUUGCUGCAGGUGGACAGCUGUCUGCGGAAGAUGACGGGGCGGUUUGGGCGGGACGCGGACGGCCCGCUGGAUGAGAUUGUCAUUGAUAUGGCGAGACGGUGGCGUGGCGGCGAGCGCCUUCGGGCGAGCGACUGGCUGGAGUAUCUGCGCCCGUUCCUGGGUGCGGGAGUCGCGGGUGAGCUGCAGGAUAUGCUGGGCGGGCGACUUCUCGACUUGGGCGGCACCUUUGUGAUCUAUGGGCAUUGGGUGCUCAGCCCUAGCGAGCAAGAGAUUCUGGACUUUGGGUUCAGUUUAUCCAAUAUCAACCGGCGUGUGAUUCGCGGGGUUGUGGCGGGAUCGAGAUCCGCCGACGCCGGCUUGGAGGACGGACUGCCGCUAAUGUCGGCGUCUCGCGCCGGUCGUUGUUCCACGUCUCUGUCGGCUAUGAUGGACGUCGUGGUUAAGCGAGGCGGUGACAGGGUGCAGAUAUCAUACCGGCCGCGAUCGUUCGACAAGGUGAGGGUCUGGCAGUUGGAGUGGUCGUGA